Messenger RNA from Sinocyclocheilus grahami, 1350 nucleotides. RefSeq lists its product as uncharacterized. The transcript is spliced from 4 exons. Gene Ontology annotation, molecular function: ubiquitin-protein transferase activity. The record is from RefSeq and is a predicted model, not a curated record. NCBI's taxonomy places the organism in Eukaryota, Metazoa, Chordata, Actinopteri, Cypriniformes, Cyprinidae. The coding region runs from base 30 to 1178 and encodes 382 amino acids.
UCCUGUUUGAUUUUAUUGGACAAGAUGAAAUGGCCAGUGAAGUUUUUAAGGUCAGGGAAGCUGCAUCUUCAAAAGAUGUUGAGAGCACUUCUGCUGGGUCAAUUGCAGAUCAUGGCAUAAAACCAUCCUCUACUUUGUACGUCCUUUGGAUGUCAGCUUUGGAUAAUCUGGAAAUACAUUGUGACCCGGUAAACUUUACCCAGCCUUCAGAAGCUCCUCCCUUUGCUCAGUCUUCAAUGGCUCUGUCCUCAGUCCAGGCUCCAGUUGCUCCGCCCUCUGCCCAGCCUCUAUUGGCUCCGCCCUCUGUCCACCCUCUAGUGGCUCCGCCCUCUGUCCACCCUCUAGUGGCUCCACCCUCUUCCCAGCCUCUAGUGGCUCUGCCCCCUGCCCACCCUCUAGUGGCUCCGCCCUCUGCCCAGCCUCCUGUUGUUCCUCCCUUUGCCCAGACUCUAGUUUCUCUAGCCUUUGACCAGGAAUCAGACAUUUUCCUUGAAGACCAGUCACCACUUAGUCCUCUAUCUCCCCAGUCAUCAGUCAUUGAUCUUACAGAUCAAGAGAGGUCUGUUUCCCCUACUCUUUCCCACCAGGAUUCCCCUCUUCACUAUGUGGCACCUAUAGAUGAGGUUGACCUACAAACCAUUCUAAAAAAACUGCUUAGUAAAGUUGAUGAAAACCUCUGCCCAACAGUGAACCAAAUCAACAUAUGCAGAGAAAACAUACUGCAGUGCAGUCUGCAAGCAUUUAAGCGGCGAAGAUUUAACCCAGAAGCAAAACUGGAUAUAGUUUUUGUUGAUGCUGAGCAGAAAGGUGAAGGGGCAGUGGAUGAAGGUGGCCCGUCAAGAGAAUACAUGCGACUGUUGAUGCGAGCCAUCCAUCAGUCAAAGAUUUCCCAGGGCCAUGAGAAAGAUCGGAGUUUGGCUCUUGACACUCAAGAAGGGGAGUGCAAUGCAGUCACUCUGGAGAUGAUCAUGGAGUUUGCCACUGGAGCCUACACAGUGCCACCGCUGGGUUUCCCCCACCACCCACAAAUAGAGUUCCUCCAUCAAGAUGGAAAAUUUUUUCCAGAGGCCAAUACUUGCCUCAUUGUACUUCGCCUGCCAAUACACACGGAGUAUGAAAUGUUCAAGAAACACAUGACGGAAGGAAUUGUGCAGAGCCCAAGUUUUGGUGUUGCCUGAACUAGUUUUAAUCUAGACUAGAACAGUUAAGAAAAAAAAAGAUAAAUAGGUCAUGAUCUACACAGACAUAAUGGAUAUCUCAUGUUUCUUAAAACUGUUUUAAUGUUAGCUUUUCAUAUAAAGUACAUAAAAUAACUUUAGGUGCAGUUACUGCAGAGUAGACCUUAUUGUU